AUGAAUUGUGACGAGUUUGGCGACGGUCUAGAAAAUGACUGUAUCAUUAAUCGCGAAAAAGAUCCUGUAAACUCGAAAGUGUUUGGUGUUAAUAGAAGAUCAAAUUUUUCAAGAAAAGAGAAAGGCAAUGAUGCUAGAUUAAAUGGAAAACAUUCAAAUAAUCAAAAGAGAAAUAACAAUGACAAAAAAAGUGGAUAUGUGUCUUCAAUGUUUAGAAAUAACCCAGAAGUACAAUUACCUGUAGCCAUACUUAAUAAGCAAGUUGACAUUCAAGCUAUUAAUAAAAAUAAGAAUUCAUUGUUUUCCACCUCAACGUAUAAAGAUUUAACUGAUCUGCAUCCACAUAUGAUUGCAAAUUUAGAACAAACGUUAGGAGUGACAAAAUUGACAACAGUUCAAAGUCAAACAAUUCCAAUCUUACAAUCUGGUAAAGAUGCAAUGGUCCAAUCUGAGACAGGUAGUGGUAAAACAUUUGCGUACGCUGUUCCGCUUAUUGAGUCGUUACAUAAGAUUCGACCAAAAUUAUCUCGAACUGAUGGCCUUAGGGCACUAAUCAUUUUACCAACUAGAGAAUUAGCAUUACAGACCUAUGAAAAUUUUGUCAAGUUAUUAAAGCCUUACACAUGGCUUGUACCUGGUAUGUUUACGGGUGGUGAAAAAAGAAAAUCUGAAAAGGCACGUAUGAGAAAAGGCAUCACAAUACUUAUUGGAACACCGGGACGAUUAUUAGACCACGCACAGAAUACCAAGUCAAUAUCUUUUAAAUCACUUCAGUGGUUGAUAAUAGAUGAAGCAGAUAGAAUGCUUGAUCUUGGAUAUGAAAAAGAUAUCACAAGUAUUUUAUCUAUUAUUAAUGAACAUCGUGAUGAGUCUAUACCUCGACAAACAGCUUUAUUAUCAGCAACUUUGUCUGAAGGAGUCCAACGGCUUGCAGGAUUGUCUUUGAAAGAUCCUGUUUAUAUUGAUGCAUCUUCAAUAGGGGAUACAGAUUCAGAAUGUUUAGCAAUACCAGAUAGUCUUUUACAAUAUUAUGUUUUAGCUCCUCCUAAAUUAAGACUAGUUACACUUUCUGGUGUUUUGUUACAAAAAUUACAAAAAGGCCAAAUUUCAAGUAAAACAUUAGUUUUUAUGGCCACUCAAGAUAUGGUUGACUUUUAUACAGAAUUAUUAACCACUGUUUUAACUUGCUUAACCAUGUUCAAACUACAUGGUAAUAUGACUCAAGUAGAACGUAUGGAAGUUUUUAAAUCAUUUAAAGCUGCUGAUCAUGGAGUUUUAUUUUGCACUGAUGUGGCAUCAAGAGGUUUAGAUUUACCUUUAGUAGAUCGUAUAAUACAGUAUAAUGCUCCAAUAACACCCACAGAUUAUGUUCACAGAGUUGGUCGAACUGCAAGAGUUGGUCAGAAGGGGGAAGCGACAUUAUUUUUGACACCACAUGAAGCUAUGUUUAUAGCUAAACUUCAAGAUCAUUCUAUUAUAGCCUCUGAAUUAAAAAUGGAUAAAUGUUUGACAUCAAUUCUCACAAUGGAAUUUGAAGGUGAAAAUGUUAAAACAGUUGAAAUGGCAGCUAAUAUAUUGCAAUCUCGCUUUGAAACAGCAGUACUCGAACAAGAUCGUCUUCAUGAAUUGGGGUGUAAUGCUUUCAAGUCAUGGGUUAGAUCUUAUGCAAGUUAUCCAAAAAGUAGUCGAGAAGUUUUUAAUUUCAAAGAUUGCCAUCUUGGUCAUUACGCUAAAAGCUUUGCUAUACGAGAUGCACCAAGAAUAAUUGGAGGAAUUGGUAAACCAAAGAAAGAUCCUAGAAUGAAAAAUCAAAGAAAAAUUCCCAAGACCGACAGUGGAGCCCUGUUUAAGAAACGAAAAUCGGAUAAGGUUAUAUCGACUUCGGAGUUCGACAGUGGAAUGAAGGCGAAGAAAAGGAAGAUGAAUUAAAAUCUGACGUGGGGUGCAUUCAUUUGUGUUUAUGUAAUCGAAAACUGUUGCAUACAUAAUAAAGACAGAUUUUUUUUUCAAAAAAUAAAUUAUAAUUUAUUAUUUUUA
Molecule: messenger RNA, 2037 nt
Organism: Melanaphis sacchari
Lineage: Eukaryota; Metazoa; Arthropoda; Insecta; Hemiptera; Aphididae
Product: probable ATP-dependent RNA helicase DDX31
Exons: 11
Coding region: 1-1929 (642 amino acids)
Biological process (GO): ribosome biogenesis
Cellular component (GO): nucleus
Molecular function (GO): ATP binding; nucleic acid binding
Source: RefSeq, a predicted model, not a curated record